Molecule: messenger RNA, 829 nt
Organism: Photinus pyralis (common eastern firefly)
Lineage: Eukaryota; Metazoa; Arthropoda; Insecta; Coleoptera; Lampyridae
Exons: 3
Coding region: 56-829 (257 amino acids)
Source: RefSeq, a predicted model, not a curated record
AAGUGCGGUUUAGCGUACAAAAGAAAAAGACGCGGAACGUUGUGCAAUUAUUGUGAUGUGUAUGAACCAUAAAAUGUAUUCAAGAUGGCCGAUUUUUACGAUUUGCGCUAUAACAAUGUCAUGCGGAAGAUUUGUAUUGGGGGCUAGCUUUCAGGAUUGCCUACGAAAGGACUCCAUCUCAUGUUUACAAAUGCAGGUGUACAGAACCGCUAAAUCGAUAGUGAGUAACGAAAGCAUUAGUUUGGCGGAUGGUAUUAUGCAAAUACGGUUAGGAAACGAUUCACAGAGUUUGGCGUUGGAGGAAAAUUAUGAUAAGUUAUUUGGAAAAACUGAAGAGGUCGAGGAGAGGCAGACGUUACUCGAGACUUACCUAAUGGAAGUUGUCGAAAGUCUUUGGAAACGAAGGACUGUAUCGUUCAGCUAUUCGCGGGCUGCCGAAAUUCUGGCAAGUUGGAUGCCAAACAGUCUAAAGGACAAAUUAGAAAAUGUUAUCUCACAAGGUAGAGGAAAAAACAAAAAGCUGAAGAAGUAUGUACGUCUCAUUGUCGGCGCGAAGCUUAUUUUAGUGACUUUGGCCGCGGUGGUUUUCAUUUUUGUCGUCGUAAUUGCCAAGAAAGCGCUACUUGCUGGCGUCGUUUCACUUCUCCUACUGGGAUAUGGUGGACUUGCCGACUUAAUGAAUCCAAAACUAGUAAUAAAACCUGACAUAAUAGCCUACGACACUGGAACCGAUUGGCAGCCGCCAUACGCAAACUACGAGGAUUUAACUAUGACCAACAGCGAACCUGCUCCACAUCAAAAAAUGAUCAUUGGUCACACAGGUACUUGA